CUCUUUUUUUUUUUGUUGUUAUUAUUAGCACAGAAAUGGCAACUAAAAGUGGUCAAUUUAACUAUAGUGAUUACCCCGUUAUUGUGGGUAUUGACUUUGGUACCACCUUUUCUGGUUGCUGUUAUGCUUUUGCACAAAACGAAGAAGUUAUUGAUAUUGUGAAAUGGCCUAAGCAAAACAAUAAUAUUUAUCCAAAAACACCUACGUUAUCACUUUAUCGUAAAGGAUCUACUCAAAUAUUAGAUUGGGGACACGGCGCUAGAAGAACCGCAAUAAAACCAAAUAGUUCAGAUUUAUUAUUAUUAUCAAAAUUUAAACUUUAUCUUGAUGAACAUUUACAAAACGAGACAUUACCUAAUAAUCUUAAUAUUAUUGAUGUCAUUGCUGAUUAUCUACAUUUAUUUCAUAAUCAUGUAUGUGCAGAAUUAUCGAAAGGAUUUGCUGGUAAUUAUGAUCAAAGUAAAUUUAGAUAUUGUUUGACAGUACCUGCUAUGUGGACAGAUCGUGCAAAGGCAGCUAUGCGUGAAGCAUCUAUUCGUGCUGGACUUAUCUUACGUUCAGACCCUCCUGAACGAUUAACACUUAUUUCAGAACCAGAAGCAGCUGCAUUAUAUUGUGAAAAGAAAUCAGAGCAAUUUAAUUUAAGUCAUGGUCAACGUUUUAUGAUUUGUGAUGCAGGUGGUGGUACGGUAGAUUUGAUUGUAUUUGAAAUUGACGAAACUAUACCAGGAAGACGUACUUUAAAAGAAGUUACAAAUGGUCAUGGUGCUACUUGUGGAUCAGGAUUUCUAGAUUCUAGAAUGAGAGAUUAUAUUAUACGUAAGUUUGCACAUAUUGGUCCUAUUAAUGAUUCAGCUAUGGAACAUAUUAUGGAAGCAUUUGUGAACAUUAUUAAACCGGAAUUUGAUGGAACUGAAGAUCAUUUCUUGGAUUUACCAGCUUCUAUGGGAUUAGGCGAUUUAACAGAUACAUCCAUUGGACUGGAAAAUGGAUGUCUUUUAUUACCUGCUCAUGAACUCUGUAAUGAAAUAUUUGAACCCGUUGUAUCUCAGGUUUUGGGUUUAAUUGAUAACCAACUUAUGCAGUCACCUAAUUUAGAGGCUAUCUUUUUAGUUGGAGGAUUUGGACAGUCCAACUAUCUUUUUAAACGAGUAGAGGAUGUCUUUGCUGAUCGUGUAGGUAUGAUUGGUGUCCCACCUCGAGGUGAAUUAGCUGUUGUCAGAGGUGCAGUCUAUUUUGGUCUUAAUCCACAAACUGUCACUGAGCGUGUCUCUAGACGUACCUAUGGAGUUGAAACACGUAUGUUAUUCCAAGAGGGUAUAGACCCUCCAGAAUUCUCUGUUGUUGGUGUCGAUGGUCGCACUUAUUGCAGACAACGUUUUAGUGUUUAUGUUCAUAAGGGACAGACGAUUAAAGUAGAUGAAUGUAUUUCCAAGGUUUUCGUGAUAAGUUAUCCAAAUGACACCGAUUCUGAUCUAUAUGCUUAUGAUGGGGAUGGUCCUGUACCACGUCUCACAACAGAUCCAUCUAUCCAGAAAGUCGGUCAUUUCCCGAUUCGCAUGCCAAAAUUAGAAGGUGUCAAACCAGGAGAUAAAAUAACACUAACGAUUCGUAUGUAUUUUGGUUUAACAGAAAUUAAGAUUGAAUGUGUCAUUCAAGAUCAAGUCUUUGUCUUUACUUCUGCCUUUGAUACAAUGGAAUCAACAUCAGCUCCUUAUCAUUCAUCAUCAUCACCUAUGAUACAACAAAAUGUAGCGCCCAAUUAUCUUCAUAGAAAUUCCACAUUAAGUAGUUAUUAUCCACAACCGUCGCCAAGGUUAUCACAACAAGGUUAUCCAAUUCAACCUUAUUAUGACCAACAACAACAACAACAACAACAACAUCAAAAUACGCCAGCAUAUCCUAAUAACACAUAUUCAUCAGCAUAUUAUAAUAAUAACAAUUACCGUUAAUUUUUUUUUCUUUUAUAGAAAUAAGCAAUAAAAAGA
Cokeromyces recurvatus is the source of this 1988-nucleotide messenger RNA. RefSeq lists its product as uncharacterized. The record is from RefSeq and is a predicted model, not a curated record. The transcript has 7 exons. Lineage: Eukaryota; Fungi; Mucoromycota; Mucoromycetes; Mucorales; Mucoraceae. Bases 36 to 1952 code for a protein of 638 amino acids. Gene Ontology annotation, molecular function: ATP-dependent protein folding chaperone; ATP binding.